CGCGGAUUAGCAGCCGCAGUCGCGUCAGAGCUGCGCGUGUUCCUCUUCAGUUUCGACCCGAGCGCGAGUGACGGCCCCCCUUUUCAUCGAACCGCAUCUCGCUUUUACGUGUUUAAAAUAGGUUUUGCUGCUCCCCCGUGCCAUCCGAUCAGAGCAUGGAGGUGGGACUGCAGGGCGGCGGCUUUGUGGCGAAUGGCGGGGCGCCCGCCCCGGCGGGCAUCCUGGCGGUCGGUGACGUCCAGCGGACCACCAACAGAUCGCCGGCCAAGAGCGGGUUGCACGUCAACUUCAAGGAGAAGGGCGAGGUGAAGGAGAAGCGCGAAAAGUUCCUCACCGCCAAAUACGGCCACCAUCAGAUGAGCCUGAUCCGGAAGCGGCUGGCCGUCGAAAUGUGGCUCUACGAAGAGCUGAAGAAGCUGUACGAAUCCACCAAUAACAAGAUCGAGGACAGCGUCAGCAACGAGGAAGUGGAGAUCGACAUCGACGAGCUGCUGGACAUGGACAGCGACGAGCACAGACGGCGCCAUCUACAGAACCUGCUGGUGAACGCCAAGGGCUCGCAGAACGAUGUAAAAAGUUUCAUCAACGACCUGCUGGAGAAAGCAAAGACUCUCUAAGUGCCAGUGAAGUGCCAAAAAAACUAACACCAUCCGAGUUCCGGUACUUGUAUCAAAGACUGCGGUGAGACUGCGAGUCGACCGGGCGUCAGACCGGGACAAAUUGAUGCGCCAGUAGCCCCACCACCUAGUCCUUAAGCAGCCUCAAGUCUCAGCCAAAGCCCCCCCAUGUAGUCGUAAAGCGCGCAAAUGGGGCCCCUGUUGUCUAACCAAAUUGCCCUUAAAUAGUCAUAUCACAUCGUGUUAUGUGGCGAAUGAAUUGUUUUCUGUUAAUUGUCGGCUCUUAGCGCGUUGCGUUAAGAUCUCCUCUGUUUGCUGUAACCAGUCGAGUCCUUGCGUUGAGGACUUUUAAUAAUAAAUUGCCUAUUGAGUA
This is a messenger RNA of Dendroctonus ponderosae (mountain pine beetle), 990 nucleotides long. Its product is annotated as protein phosphatase 1 regulatory subunit 14B. The record is from RefSeq and is a predicted model, not a curated record. Bases 156 to 617 code for a protein of 153 amino acids. Gene Ontology annotation, molecular function: protein serine/threonine phosphatase inhibitor activity. NCBI's taxonomy places the organism in Eukaryota, Metazoa, Arthropoda, Insecta, Coleoptera, Curculionidae. Gene Ontology annotation, cellular component: cytoplasm. Gene Ontology annotation, biological process: regulation of phosphorylation. The transcript is spliced from 6 exons.